AUGGGCGGCGGCGAUCUAAACCUGAAGAAGUCCUUUCAUCCUGGUCUGAUGAAGAAUCAGACCAGGGUGUGGGAAGAGGAAGUGAAGGCAUUGGCCGAGAAGAAAAAGACAGAUCAGCGAUUAAAAGAGAUUCAGGAGGAACGACAGAAGGAGCAGCUGCAGCACGAACUCGAAGCCGCCGGCGGCAAAAGGCGGCUCGACCGUGUCGAUUGGAUGUACCAGGGUCCAAGCGAUGGCAUCGGCACGAGCGAAGAGCUGGAGGGCUUCCUGCUUGGCAAGCGCCGCAUCGACAACAUCCUCAAGGGCACCGACCAUCAGAAACUCGAGAAGCAAGCUGGCCAGGAUAGUUUCAUGGCCCUGCAAAACGCCAACACCGAUCGAGACACAGCCGUCAAGAUCAGGGAAGAUCCCUUACUGGCCAUGAAGAGGAAGGAGCAAGAGCAUUAUGCAGCCAUGAUGAAAGACCCUGCCCGCCAGCGACAGCUCAAGGCUUUGAUGGGAAAGUCGGACGAAGCAUCGUCAAGGAAAGAGGACAAAUCUGAGAGGCGACACCGCCACAGACACCGAUCACGGUCGAGAGAUCGCGACCAACGUCACCGCCGUCACCACCGGUCAGAUUCCAGGGAAAGGAACCAAGACGGAGAUGGAGAACGCCGCCGCCGCCACCGUCGCUCGGAAUCUGGGGGCAGAUCUCCGCGCUCGAGAAGCCCGCGCCGUUCUAGAACAGAAGAGGAUCGACACCGAAGCAAGCGUGAUCGCUCGGAAGACACCCCGUCUAAUCGGCGCAGAAGGCACGACGAAGAUGGCGAGGACCGCAGAGAGAGCCGCGACUAUCGAAGAAGCAGGCGUGAUGAUUCCCGCGACCGGGACGGUGGAGACGAUCGAAACAAGCCGCGCGACCUUGAUCGUCGGGACCGAGAUGAUCGUAGUGGAUACGACAGGCGGCCUCGAAGCCAGUAUCGCAACAAUGGACGAUCGAAUGGCGAUUCGUACAGAAAUGGCGGGUCUAGUGGGAACGACAACGCGUCGGCAGAGGAAGAGCGCGCGCGAAAGCUUGCGGCAAUGCAAGCAGACGCAUCAGAACUAGACAAAGAUAGAGUGCAACGGUUAGCCGCACUUGAGGAACGUGAUCGUUUAGAGCGUGAGAGAGACAAUCAGGCUCGAGCACGCAAAGGGAAAUAUGGCGAUCAGGAGUUCGUCAGUGGGCUACGGAAACAAGCCCUGAACCUUUGA
Truncatella angustata is the source of this 1233-nucleotide messenger RNA. Its product is annotated as Pre-mRNA splicing factor-domain-containing protein. Gene Ontology annotation, cellular component: U2-type spliceosomal complex. Bases 1 to 1233 code for a protein of 410 amino acids. The record is from RefSeq and is a predicted model, not a curated record. The transcript has a single exon. Gene Ontology annotation, biological process: mRNA splicing, via spliceosome. NCBI's taxonomy places the organism in Eukaryota, Fungi, Ascomycota, Sordariomycetes, Amphisphaeriales, Sporocadaceae.